Molecule: messenger RNA, 1907 nt
Organism: Phaedon cochleariae (mustard beetle)
Lineage: Eukaryota; Metazoa; Arthropoda; Insecta; Coleoptera; Chrysomelidae
Source: the annotation of a GenBank genome assembly
AGUCAUAUCUAAACAUCCAAUAUAAUCGGACAAGACCUGCAAAAAAAAUGUCUACCUUACCGCGAGAAAUCAGUGAUGUUCUGGAAACCUCGCUAGGCCAAAAAAUCACCGAUUACCACAUAAGCCUAGGCGAGGGUAACAGCAAAGGUAUGGGAUUCGUGAGCGAGCUCCUUUUUGUCAACCUCAUCCACAAAUCAACGGGAGAGCAGCAUCACCUGGUUAUCAAGCAGGCUUUGCCCACAGGCGGCACCAAUUCCAUGCGCAUGAUGCGAACCGCUUUCGCCAACGAGAUUCGUUUCUACCAGACUUGCUGGCCGAUCUUGAGCGCGUUCCAGGCAAGCCAUCCGCUAGUUAAACCGUUCCGAGGCAUCCCCAGGUGCUACGGUGUAGCUAGGGAAAUAGAAAAGGAGAAGCUGGUGCUGGAGAACCUCAAGGCACGAGGUUUCACGAUAUACGAGAGAACCGAGCCUUUCGACCUGACUCACAUGGAGGCAGUGUUCAAGGCCUUCGCGGAAUUUCACGCGAUUUCUUUCGCCUAUCGUCAUGAAAACUCUGAGGCUGAGUUCGAGAAGAUGACGAAGCAUCUGGUUAAUGGCUGGAUGAAUAUCACGAAGGCUGUGUUCUUUCCGGAGAUGAUCAAGGAGUGUUUUACAGGAUUUUUGGAUGGAGUGGGGCCGGAAUUGAGAGGGAAGAUUAAAGAGAAGCUCGAGAGGUAUUUCGAUGGACUGGUGGAAGUGUUCGAUGAGUGCGCAGAAUAUACAGGGUGUUGUCCUGUGCUUCUCCAUGGAGAUUGUUGGAGCAGUAAUUUUAUGUUCAAAUAUAGCGAAUCUCAGGAAAUCUCUGAGAUGAAGAUAAUCGACUUUCAAACGGCGAGAAGAGGCAGCCCUGUACAAGAUUUAUCCUACUGUUUCUAUAGCUGCGCUUCCAAAGAUGUGCUGCGCAGCCUCGAACACCUCUUGCGCAUAUACCACGAUACUUUGUCGACAGCGCUGGAAGCAUACGGCUGCGCAGUGGACGAAAUAUACCCCAUGCGCACCCUGAAAGAUGAAUGGACACAGUAUUCCAAAUUUGGAAUGAUGUUGGGCAUUAUGGUUUGGAGGAGUAAGUUGACAGACGCCAAAGAUGUAGCCGAUCUGAACAGGUUGGUGGACAACGAUAUGGCAGAACUGCAGAGGCCAAGAAAUAUCAACCUGGAAAAGUACAAACAAGUAGUGGGUGAUUUGAUAAUGAACGCGUACGAAAACGAUGCCUUGUGAUUUGUUCAUAAGCUACGCAACAGUUCUUGUAACCCAUUGAACUGAAGAAAUAUGCAAUAUUUCGGGAAAAAAUCGUGUUCCCCAGAACAUUGGACCGGUGUUUCUUCCACCCAGUAGAUACACUUCAACAAGAUACUUUUAUCCAGAUUCUGACAUAUGUGAUGAUUUUUCAACUUUCUGUUAUACAGUGUAGAAUCUUUGUUAUAGCCUAUCCUAUAGCCCUUAUAACUCUCUCCAAUUUUUGACAGUAAAAAAAUUAUAUAUAGCUUCACGAAUCAACAGAUACAUUUCCAUUAUCUGCAAAGAUAUACAGGGAACAGCAAAUAGUUCAUAAAUUUUGGAUUAAACACCUUAUAUAUAUUUCCUCACCAUUGGAAUGGUCUCUUGAAGGACUUAUAUCACUCAAUAUAUUCAUCACCUGUAUUUCUCAAUACCAACUACGUUUGAUAGAUUUUCUGAAUGAAUUCCGAGAGUAGACUAUUCCAUUAGUCUAGUAUACAGUCACUCGUGUUAUAAUAUCAUUUGAUGGUGUAACUCAGGCAAUGUAACUGAAAUAUUUGUGACACAAAAGAAAAUCAUUCCAAAGAUGUUUCGACUGGAAUAUCAACAAACUUGUAAACCCACCUGUAUAAAAUAAAAAAUAAUGUCUUU